CGACUCAGUAAAGACUUAUUUCAUUUAGAUAUAGGUCCAUAAGAGCCGCUGAGCUUCUGCAGCGUGAACAGAGUUACUUAAAAGGUGAUAACAAAUUUUCAGGUUAUUAUUGUAAACCUAUGGAGUGCCACAGUUGAGUUUCUUACUCAGUUUUUGACGCGGAAUAAGAAAAAAUAGUUUUGAAACUAUAGAAAAAUCAGAAAAAAAAAUAUGCUUGCAUUUCUCCAAAAUGGACCUUUUUUUGAAAAACAGGGCCAAAUCAGUGUUUUGAUUUUUUUUUAAUGUAAAAGCCUUUCAAAAAACCUUACAAACACUUCCAAAGAAUUUAAAACAAAAACUGGAAAUACUUCAGCUUGUCGUCGGCAUUUGUUUUCAGUUCAUCAUCUUAAAGAAUUUGCACUCUCCGGUGGUAUGAAUGCACAGCUAUCAAUAACACCAUUAAAAAAGAGAGAAUUGAAUCAGUUAUGCAUAGAAGGCAUCAUCAAAGACGGUCGUUCAUUUGGAGAUUUGAGAAGAAGUGGUAUGAUGGAAAUUAUCAAUGGACUCCAGGUAAUUACUUCGAUACACAUUAAACUCUGAGAGUUUUAGCCUGUACACAGAUGAUUUUGGGUUCAGAUCGCACGGUCUCAAUGUAUAAUUCUUUUGAUACAUCGUUUUUCGUAGGGAAAGCAUACUUUCUUUGGGACAGUUAUUUUUUAACAGAAAAAGUUGGCGGUGCUUAGAGUAGAGAGUCCACUUUCCGGGUAAAAAGUGUGGGCAUCAACUCCAGUCUCUUUCCUCUUUCUGGCAGACUUGCCUCUGAGAGAAAACGCAUUUUAGUUUCGAUGAAAUUGGUCUUCUAUUAACUGGAACUCUUCUGAAAUUAUCAAAGAAAAAGACCUAUAUGCGGUUAAUACACGUACUGGGUUUACCCAAAUUUUUUCUUUUAAAAUCAUUCUAUAAGACACUCAUUAUUCUGACCAUUCUGUACGCUUUCAGGCUUUCG
This is a messenger RNA of Didymodactylos carnosus, 985 nucleotides long. NCBI's taxonomy places the organism in Eukaryota, Metazoa, Rotifera, Eurotatoria, Philodinida, Philodinidae. The record is from the annotation of a GenBank genome assembly.